AUGGCAGACCUUGAUAGACAACUUGAGCAAUUGAGACGAGGAGAAAUCAUUACAGAACAAGAAGUGAAAGAACUAUGUACAAAAGCAAGAGAGAUAUUGAUUGAAGAAAGCAAUGUUCAAAGAGUAGAUGCUCCCGUCACUAUUUGUGGAGAUAUUCAUGGCCAAUUUCAUGAUUUAAAAGAGCUGUUUAGAGUGGGCGGUGAAUGCCCAGAUACAAAUUAUCUGUUCAUGGGCGAUUUUGUUGAUCGUGGCUACUAUUCAGUAGAGACAUUUCUGCUGCUACUAGCUCUUAAAGUGAGAUACCCUGACAAGAUUACAUUGAUUCGAGGCAACCACGAGAGUCGACAAAUCACACAAGUGUACGGGUUUUACGACGAAUGCACACGCAAGUUUGGAUCUGCUAAUGUCUGGCGAUAUUGCUGCGAAAUUUUUGACUACCUCAGUCUCAGUGCCAUUAUUGACGAUAAAGUAUUUUGCGUGCAUGGUGGAUUGUCACCCAGUAUCAAUACAUUAGACCAAAUCCGAACGAUUGAUAGAAAGCAAGAGGUACCUCACGACGGUGCCAUGUGUGAUUUACUUUGGUCAGAUCCAGAAGAAAUCGAUGGCUGGGGCUACAGUCCUCGAGGUGCAGGGUAUCUCUUUGGCGCAGAUGUAGUGGAGCAGUUUUUGCACAAGAACAAUUUGGAUUUCAUUGCUCGCGCACAUCAGUUGGUCAUGGAGGGAUAUAAGCCAAUGUUUAACAAUACCAUUGUUACCGUGUGGUCGGCACCUAACUACUGUUAUCGAUGUGGUAAUAUUGCUGCGAUAUUGAAGUUGGAUGAUUAUUUGGAAAAGGAGUACAAGCUGUUUGAGGCAGCGUCUCAGCAGGAUUUCCGUGGUACACCUCAAAAGAAGGCGUUGCCAGAUUACUUUUUAUAA
Messenger RNA from Mucor velutinosus, 918 nucleotides. RefSeq lists its product as uncharacterized. Gene Ontology annotation, molecular function: protein serine/threonine phosphatase activity. NCBI's taxonomy places the organism in Eukaryota, Fungi, Mucoromycota, Mucoromycetes, Mucorales, Mucoraceae. The transcript is spliced from 6 exons. Bases 1 to 918 code for a protein of 305 amino acids. Gene Ontology annotation, biological process: double-strand break repair via homologous recombination. Gene Ontology annotation, cellular component: nucleus; cytoplasm. The record is from RefSeq and is a predicted model, not a curated record.